Chenopodium quinoa (quinoa) is the source of this 1467-nucleotide messenger RNA. RefSeq names its product mitogen-activated protein kinase 7-like. Gene Ontology annotation, cellular component: cytoplasm; nucleus. Gene Ontology annotation, biological process: intracellular signal transduction; protein phosphorylation. The record is from RefSeq and is a predicted model, not a curated record. Gene Ontology annotation, molecular function: RNA-DNA hybrid ribonuclease activity; ATP binding; MAP kinase activity. The coding region runs from base 1 to 1467 and encodes 488 amino acids. NCBI's taxonomy places the organism in Eukaryota, Viridiplantae, Streptophyta, Magnoliopsida, Caryophyllales, Amaranthaceae. The transcript has 4 exons.
AUGAUAUUGUUAAAUCUAUGCUUGACUCGAGUAAGAAACAGUGUGCCUAAUCCUAGCAGAUCCUCGUGGACUUGUCUUGGGCUGGGUCUUGGUGUGGUGAUCAGAAACCAUGAUGGUGAUCUUAUAGCUGCUGCUGUGAGAAGAGAGCCUGCGGGUUGGUCUGUCAAGUUGGCUGAGGCUGCAGCUUGCAGAUUCGGUAUUCGAUUAGCGCAGAUAUUGGGUUUCAUUAUGGUGCACGUUGAGACUGGUGCAAGUAAUGUGGUUGCAGGGGUGACAAAGAAGAAUGAUGAUUUCUCUCCUACUUUUUUAAUCGAUGACUAUAUUGUUGCUCUCUCUAAGAAUUUUAUGUCGUUUAUUACUUUUCAUGUAAAACGGGCAGUGACUUGCGAAGAUAAGAGAAUGAAGUGGUUAAAUACCAACAGACGCCAUUGUAGGGUAGGACAAGCCGUUUUCGAGCUCGAUGCAAAAUAUGUACCAUUACAACCUCUUGGAAAGGGGAGUUACGGUUUGGUAUGUUCUGCGAUUAACUUGAAAACCGUUGAAAAAGUUGCAAUAAAGAAGAUAAGUGAUGUAUUUGCUGAUCAAGUUGUGGCGCUUAGAACGUUGAGAGAACUCGUAAUAUUGCGCAAUGUCCGUCAUGACUACGUGAUCGGAUUGCGGGAUGUUAUGAUCACUUCCCCUAAGAACACAUUUAAAGAUAUUUACUUGGUUUACGAAAUUAUGGAUAGUGAUCUUGAUCGAAUACUCAGAACUCCUCAACCGCUUUCUUCUGAUCACAUCAAGUUUAUCAUGUUUCAGUUGCUGGAAGGGCUAAGGUAUCUCCAUUCUGCGAACAUAGUUCAUCGCGAUUUAAAGCCAGCAAACAUUUUAAUAAAUGCAAAUUCCGAUCUGAAAAUAUGUGACUUUGGGCUAUCAAGAACGUGCAAAGGUGAAGGUGAAUCGUCCUUGACAGAUUAUGUAGUAACACGGUGGUAUAGAGCACCCGAGUUACUAGUAUGCAACGACAACUAUGAUGCGGCAAUUGACAUGUGGUCUGUUGGAUGCAUCUUUGCGGAGAUACUAGGGCGUAAACCUCUCUUCCCGGGUAAAAAUCCCCUUGACCAAAUUAAACUUAUCAUCAAUUUUCUUGGAAGUCCUAGUGAAUCUGAUCUCGCCUUCAUAAAAAGUCCAAAUGCUGUUAAAUACAUCAAAGGAUUGCCUUAUUCAUAUGGGCUUCGCUUGGAGCUCAUGUAUCCUAGGGCUGAUCCUUUGGCCUUAGACUUGCUGCGAAGGAUGCUUGUUUUGAAUCCAACAAAGAGGAUUACAGUCACGGAAGCGCUUCGACACCCUUACAUGGCAGGCAUGCAUGAUCCAACUCAAUAUCCUACUGCUAUGAGGCCUCUUGACAUUGAUAUUAAGGCGAAUGUAGGGGAGUCAUGUCUAAGAGAGUUGAUGUGGAGAGAAAUGAUGUUUUAUCAUAAUGUUUGA